This is a messenger RNA of Brassicogethes aeneus, 2408 nucleotides long. Lineage: Eukaryota; Metazoa; Arthropoda; Insecta; Coleoptera; Nitidulidae. The record is from the annotation of a GenBank genome assembly.
UUUUUAUAUUGCAAAAUAAGUUUGUUUACUAAUUCUGUGAUCAUUGAGGCGGAAUUCGUUUUAUAAUAGUGUGAAAUUGUCAUGUAAUACCAAUAAAUAGUGAAAGCAAUGAAACGGAAAUAUUUUUGCGAUUUACCGAUGUUUUAAUAGAAAGUACACAAUAAAAUUAAGUUAAUUGAUUAUUUCAGCAAAUUGAUCACGGUCUUUCAUUUAAAGCGAUUAAAAAGGACAGUGUCGUCCAAUUAUUAACAAAUCUGAGCUCCAAAUACCACGUUUUGAAACAAUAUCUUAAAAUUAUUCGGUUUAAUACAAAUAUUAAUAUGCUUUUUUACACUUACCUUAUUCUAUUAACUUUUUUACUUCCUUACAUUAAAACCAAUUUAAUUUGUUACGCCAAUGGUUUUCCCAACACAAAACCAAACUAUAAAAAUCAAAAUUCACACUUUUCUGCUUUUGUCUAAGCUAAACAAUCAAACCGUGCUGUGAUGGUUAAAAUAGGUUUAAGCAGCUCAAAGCUGCUAGUUUUUACAGUUUUAAUCAACAAUUGCUAUGGCGGUGUUUUGAAAAACGCAGCUGAUUUAUUCAGCGAAGCUGCGCAACCGCGACCCUUCAGUUUGGAUCCAAACAGGGAAGCAAGUCAAAAAGUUGAGAAAUAUUUGAGACAGCCUAUCGCGUUCGAGUUUAAUGUUCCCACCGAAAAUAAGGAUAAUUUUAACAGUGAAACUAUAGUUUAUCCUGAAAAACGUGAAGUUCAUGAAGAUGUUGAAGAGGUGAAUGAAGAAGACAGUCCACGGGAAGAACAACAGGAUUUAAGGCAAGAAAAUGAAGAAGACAGUCCACAGGAGGAAAAACAGGAUUUAAGGCAAGAAAAUGAAGAAAUAGCCCAGGAAAAUGAAGAAAUAGCUCAGGAAAAUGAAGAAAUCGCCCAAGAAAGUGAAGAAAUAAAGGAAGAACCUCAAGAUCAUCAGAACAUAAAAUCGGAAGAAGUGAAGGCCCCAAAACACAAAAAGCCGCACAAGGAGAAGCACAGCAAAGGUGGCGGGAAAAGUCACCAAGCGCAUCACCAUUCGGGUCACGGUGAACAAGGCGACAAAGGCUACAAAGGUCAUCAUCACCACGUAAAAUCGGAAAAGGGUCACCAUGAUAAAGAAGCACACAAAAAGCAUUACGAAGAUAAAGGCGGGAAGAAGAAAGAACAUCACCAUGAAGAUGGGUAUUUUGGUGAUCAUCACCACGGCGAAAAGGGCGAGAAAGAACACAAGCAUAAAAAAGGGCAUAGCACCAAAGGGGAGCACAACAUACACAAAAAGGAAGAGUACGAGAAAAAACAAGUGUUCUUCGAUGAAGAUCACGAUGAAGGCGAAACAGAAACACAUGGUGGAUUCCAUGAAGAACACGAUUAUAAAAAGGGCGGACAUGUGAAGAAACAUCACAAACACGGCGGAGAACAUGAAGAUCACUACGGGAAGAAAGGUCACAAGGAAGGAGGUGGCCAUUAUUCAGACAACAAGGGCCAUAAAAAGGCCGCCGGGCAUGACCAACACUACCAUCAUGGUAGUAAAUAUGGUAAAAAAGGUGAUAAACAUGCCGGGAAGAAAUGGGUCUACAAAAAGGGCACAGGCGGAGGAGGCAAGAAGCAGAAUUUAAAAGUGGAACAACCAGAGGUGAAGAGUGAAAAGUACAAGGUACAAGAAGAACCGGUAUUAUAUGAAGAAAAACACGAAAAUAUUAAAGAAAGUCAUCCGAUUUUGGAUGAACAAAACGAACAAUACCAGGAAGAUGAAGAAAUCGAAGACCAUCAACCCGUUUUGGAAGCCCCAGAAGAAGAGAACAGCAAAAUCAUUGUCAAAGAUGAAAACACAAAACCAAGUGAAGAAUAUGAAGAUUACGAUGAAGAAAGCCCAAAAUUACAAUAUCCAGAGCUGCAAAAAAUCAAAAUUGAAGAAAUCACACCAGCGAUAGCCAUAAAAGAAGAACGUAACCAAGACGAAGAAAUUGAAGAAAAAUUGGAAAAUUUCGAAGAUGGGGCCGAUUUGGUGGAAGACAAUUUGGAUUACGCGGAAAAGGAAGAAAUAAAAGAUGAAGAGUAUCCAGAAAAUGAAGAAAUACAGGAAGAAACGCCGAAAGCAGACGAUGAAGAAGUUAAUGAAGAAAUACAGGAAGAAACGCCGAAAGCAGACGAUGAAGAAGUUAAUGAAGAAAUACAGGAAGAAGCGCCGAAACCUGUUAUAGAAGCAGACUAUGAAGUCAAUGAAGAACUAAAAGAAGAAAAUCCAAAAGCAAUAGAUGAAUACGAAAGGGAGUAUGUGGGAAAUGUUAAAAUUGAUGGAAACGUAAGGGAGGUAGAUGAUGAAAAAGGGGAAAACGAAGAGAUACAAGAAAAUGAAGAUUACGAAGAGGAAGAGUGA